UCGAAAAAUGAAGACGAUUCUGUUGACGUUUCUGGGCAAACAUCCAAGAGGAUUCAGUGCCCAUUGAUGAUCGCAUAAUUUAUUGGCAAUUGCUUUCAGUGAGAGUUAAAGACUGUUUAUGUUGAAGUUAGGUUUAAUAAUUAUUGAAAAUGGUGAGGAAAUGCUGCAUCAGGGACUGCAAGAGCGAGUGGUGGCCUGGAACUGACCUCAGUUUCCAUAGCUUUCCAAAGAAGGAAGAGGCCCGGAAGAAAUGGCUGGAUGCAAUUCCCCCCGAGAAACUGAGAAACACUAAUCUGAAUUACUCGUCUGUCUGCAGUAAACAUUUCGACGAGAGCAGUUUCACAGAUUGCUUCAACACCAAUACUUUAAGAAAUUCCCUCAAGAAGGAUGCGGUUCCAACGUUAUUUGGAGAAGCUACAGAACCAGAGUUUGUUGACUUGGAAAUGCUGUCGGAGCCAUCAGACGACGAGCAUGAAGCUCCAGAGGAAAAUCUUUUCCCUGCGAGCAUGGACGUGGGUGUCCAAACGAUGAUGAACAAGCGCACCCUCGAGGACAUCGACGAGCUCAGGCGUCGGGAAAAAAACCUUCAUCAGCGUCUCAGGAGGGCAGAGCAGAGGAUCAACGAGUUGAAAAUAAUAGUCAAGUCGCACGUUGAGAGGACAGAUAUGGACGUGAUUGCAGAUGCCAUCCACAAGUACAUACCCGAGGAGAGGAGGGACCUCUUCCUCAACGAACUCGCUCACCACGUCUCUCCCUCCCUGAAGAAGAAGCACGAGUACUUCAUGAAGGACUUUGCCAUGACGAUGUACCUCUGCAGCAGAGAGGCUUAUGAAUGCUUGAGGGAGAAGAUCACACUUCCCCACCCAUCGACUAUCAGAAAAUGGGUGCACAAAAAGAAUAAGGAGGAGGAUUAGGAAGUAAGAUGGAUGAAAUGUGUAAGGUUCUCGCACAAAAUUCUUUGGGAAAAAAUUCUUUGGAAAAAAUUCCUUUAAAAAAUUCCUUUGGAAAGGUUUCCGCACAAACUUCUUUGGGAAAAAAUUCCUUCAAAAAAAUUUCUCCUUAAAGGUUCCCGCACAAAAUUCUUUUUGGGAAAAAAUUCUUUGGAAAAGAUUCCUUCAAAAAAAAUUCCUUCGGAAAGGUUCCAGCACAUAAUUCUCUGGGAAAAAAUAUUUCGGAAAAAAUUCUUUGGAAAAAAUUCCUUCAAAAAAAUUUCUCCUUAAAGGUUCCCGCACAAAAUUCUUUUUGGGAAAAAAUUCUUUGGAAAAGAUUCCUUCAAAAAAAAUUCCUUCGGAAAGGUUCCAGCACAUAAUUCUCUGGGAAAAAAUAUUUCGGAAAAAAUUCUUUGGAAAAAAUUCCUUCAAAAAAAUUUCUCCUUAAAGGUUCCCGCACAAAAUUCUUUUUGGGAAAAAAUUCUUUGGAAAAGAUUCCUUCAAAAAAAAUUCCUUCGGAAAGGUUCCAGCACAUAAUUCUCUGGGAAAAAAUAUUUCGGAAAAAAUUCUUUGGAAAAAAUUCCUUCAAAAAAAUUUCUCCUUAAAGGUUCCCGCACAAAAUUCUUUUUGGGAAAAAAUUCUUUGGAAAAGAUUCCUUCAAAAAAAAUUCCUUCGGAAAGGUUCCAGCACAUAAUUCUCUGGGAAAAAAUAUUUCGGAAAAAAUUCUUUGGAAAAAAUUCCUUCAAAAAAAAUUCCUUCGGAAAAGUUCCAGUACAUAAUUCUCUGGGAAAAAAUAUUUGGGAAAAAAUUCUUUGGAAAAAAUUCCUUAAAAAAAAAUUCCUCCGGAAAAGAUUCCUUCGGAAAUAAUUUUUUCAUGCAAUAUUUCCUCCUGUAAAAAUGCCUCAUGCAAUAAUUCUUUCCCAGAACCAUGGGUAAACUUGUUGUGGACAGCAUAAUCUCUCCGGAAAUUCCAUAGUUAACUAAAAAAAUAUUCAACCAAUAUAAAAAAAAAUAUUUCCAGUUUUUUUUUCUCAAAUUUUUUUUCCAC
Molecule: messenger RNA, 1977 nt
Organism: Diachasma alloeum
Lineage: Eukaryota; Metazoa; Arthropoda; Insecta; Hymenoptera; Braconidae
Product: THAP domain-containing protein 2
Exons: 4
Coding region: 150-914 (254 amino acids)
Molecular function (GO): sequence-specific DNA binding
Source: RefSeq, a predicted model, not a curated record